Messenger RNA from Oryzias melastigma (Indian medaka), 7515 nucleotides. RefSeq names its product brain-enriched guanylate kinase-associated protein. The transcript has 7 exons. The record is from RefSeq and is a predicted model, not a curated record. Gene Ontology annotation, cellular component: synapse. The coding region runs from base 889 to 2913 and encodes 674 amino acids. Lineage: Eukaryota; Metazoa; Chordata; Actinopteri; Beloniformes; Adrianichthyidae.
CUGUGAAUUCCCAUCCAGAAUUUUAAUUUGUUUACAUUUUCUCUUCUAUCCUUAUUCAUGUCUGCUGCUCCUCUUUCAGAAACUUAAGCUUGCUUUUCAGCCUUUGGCACUUUCCCUGAAUUUCUGCAGCACGCAGCAUUUUUCUUUUGCGCUGUUAAUCUGUCAUGUCUUCAUGCUUCCCUCCCUUCCAUCUCUCACGUAAUGCUCUGAUAACAGAGAGUUGCAAAUAAUGGAUAUAUUUGUUUGCUCAGACAUAUCCACUCAGAAGGCUUGUUAAACACCAGAUAAGAGGUGCUCCACUUGGCUCAGCGGCGGCGGUGGCAGAUGAAUCUGUUUGAUAAAUAUGUCUAAUCAUUUACCCUCUUUUCUCCUCUUCCUCCCAGGAUUCUGAUGGAGAGAUGCGACAUGACGCCAGGUUAGCUUCUUUCACUUUUCGCCUCCUCUUCUCAUGGCAGUCACACCUACACCGCACCUUUCCUCCUCUCCUUCUCUCCAUCACUCCCAUUACCCCUCCUCUUCCUAUACACGCUUCCUCCUUCUCCAUUCAGUUUGCAGACCCCCCCCUCCUCUCUCAUUUUAUCCCUGCCUACCAGCCUGUCUCCAGUCAGAGCUGGAGGAGUCUGUUUUUUGAAAUGCACGCUGCUCCGAGGGGACGCACAGCCUCAUUGAAUGUAGUGAUCUUAUCUGCUGAAAAUGAGGCGAAAAGCAUAUAAACGGGUCAUCACAGAUAGCCAACAACUAUCUGCCUCCCCAGGCAAGACUUAAAGCUUUGACUAUUGGUUUGCGGUUAGAGUUCAUGCACGGCAUCAGCAUUCAGUCGACCAGCAACAGCAGCCGCGGCAGAGGCAGCGUCAAUACACUCAUGAGAGGGAAGGCGCAGAGAAAAAUAUGAAAAAGAUAUAUAUUGGCAAAACAGCCCUGAAAACCCAGAGAAAUGGUUGCAAACAUCCAAAAAGAAGCUCCCUCCACGACCACAAAGACGAUAUCCGCAAGCGCCUGUCCCACACGUCCCACAAGCUAGAGAUGGUGGAAACAGAGUUCGACUCCACUCGCCAGUACCUGGAGACAGAACUCCGCCGGGCUCAGGAGGAGCUGGAGAAAUUCACAGAGAAGCUGCGCAGGAUCCAAAGCAGCUAUGCAGCUAUUCAAAGGAUCAACCAGGAUCUGGAGGAAAAGAUGUGCAGAGCGUCCCAGCAUCACGAGGAGGAAAAGAGGGCCCUCAGCCGGGAAAUCAUUGUACUCAACAACCACCUCAUGGAGGCCAAGAUCACCAUUAAUAAACUCAGAGAGGACAACGACCUGUACAGAAAAGACUGCAACCUGGCAGCUCAGCUGCUGCAGUGCUCCAAGUCCCACUACAGAACGCACAAGUUAUCUGAGUUACCGCUUGACUUUCAAGAACGAAUCAGUUCCCACAUCGAGAAACAAAACCGAAGCAGAGGAGCCAAAAUGGGGGAGUGUCACACCAAGUACUCUGACACGGUCCCCACAUCUGUAAUAGCCAAGGUUCUGGAGAAGCCUGAGGCAGGGACCAGCGUCUCUGCAACCCGCUCUCCUAGCCCCCAGCACCAGAAUCAAGAUUUUCUCACAGGAACAGGAAGUACUGAUCAUUUGAACCGCCGUGCCGCAUACAAGACAUCUGACCUGUACUGCAGUGACACGGCCCUUUAUUGCCCUGAACGAUGGCAAGAAACAGAGCGCAGACAGAGCGUGGAUCUUCAUAAUACAGAUUUGCUACAGAUCCACGCACAGAACUCCAUGGACAGUAACCCAGAUGAUGAUCCUUUUCAGUCUGGAAGUUUCUCCCACGAGCCUCCGUCCCCCUUUCCCCCCCACGAUGAAUAUGGUGCUGGAAGUCUCCCUGCUUCUAGCUCCUACUCUAGCUUCAGUCUUGCAUCUGAUGAGAAGGGUGGAGUCAGUGGCGGGUGUGGACGUACUCUGAGCAGCACCUUAUCCUCUUCGCACCAGGGUCUCUACAUGGACUGGCGAAAUGGGGGCAGUGGUGACUACGAACGUAAAGGCACAAUGUCUUACGACAAAGACAGUCCGAGUUUUUCCAAAUCCCGCAGCAUCCAGCACAUGGUGACCUCCAGGAGCCCACUUAAGGGCACCUCCCCAUCCUACACAAGGACAGCUUCUUGCUUCAGUGAACCCUAUCACUCCAGCACCCCUCAUCUGACCUCGUCCCACAGCAUGGGGCCCAUUCCUGGGCUGGGUCAGGCUUGCGGAGGAGAUUUGGACAACCGAGACGAGGUUUCUGAAGACGAACUUAGCAACCGCUGGAGACAACUCAGUGUGGAGGACAUCAACACCUUCUCAUCUUCUUAUCGCAACAUUACAGGUCGGCUCUCUCCAUACAGUUUCUCUGAACACCAAUUUGAAAUGCGCCCCUCCAGUAAAGUCAAGGAUUCUCUUCAUAGCAGCUUCCAUGAAGGAGACGACGUCUUCCACAGCCGUGUGCUGGACCAGUGCUUUGCUAUGGGCCCCCCUUCACCCAGGCAUGGCCAAAAGGCUAAAGAACAUCGUAGCAAAGAGAAAAAGUCUAUGCUGUACAGAGCCAAGGAAGACAGUCAAGACUCCGAGUGUAGUCUGUUCCUAUCAGGGAGCUCUAGAGACAAAGAGGGCAGUGGAGGAGUGUCGGCAGCAAUUAGUGCCAAGAAGGACUACGUGAACCUGAGCGCGGACAGCUCAGCAGAGUCUCUACACCAAAGCUCGCUUGAAGCCUCCAGUCUGCAGCACUACCCCAGCCCCAGGCCUAGCAUUCGGCCCCGCCCAAGCUCCAGCUCUGCACUCAGUGUUGGGCCCGCACUCCCGAAGAAGAACUCUCCAAGAUACCAAAAAUUUGGCAGCACGGGAUUGACGAGGAAGGACAGUUUGACCAAGGCACAGCUCUACGGUACUCUCCUGAAUUGAGUAGAGGAGGAGAGCUUUUCAUUUUAUGCAUGACAACGAUAAUUCCUAACUGUACUGUACUGCACUAUGUCUCUGCAGCAAACAUACUUGUGAUGGGAUGCUGUUGUUCUUUUCUGUAUCUUAGCCAAGGCACGCGUCAUGAAGUCUACAACUUUUUUUUGUUGUUUGUCUUGUUACAGUGUAGCCUGACACCAGCUAUUCAGUCGGUUUGGUUUUUGUAAUUAGGUUUUUAAUUGGAGCCGAGAGAAUGAAACAGCCGAUCCUACAUGACAAUGCUAAUGCUAUUUGCUCUCUUUUGAUGUUGUGCACUGCAAGAAUAACCAGCAAAAGUCCAUUAAUUCCUGCUUUAAUGCAAACAAUAUUGAUAUGGGACUAAAGUGUCCAUAAUGGGAUGACUUAAUUGCCCAUAUUUUGGGGCGAAAAAAAAUCAUCCAUUAUGUGUAGUGAAAUGUCGACUGCAAGCUGUUAAGAGAUUUAUCCCUUCCUUUUUCUUGUGAAAAAACGCAUGUUGUAAAAUUCACACAAAUAUGACGAGGAGACACAUUUGCAGCCAGACUGUUGUUCAUUAAUGGUUAGUUCCACCUUUUAGCACAAAAGUCAGAAUUAAUUAAAAAACAGUUUUACAUUCCAUCUGAUAUUUCAUAAUAUCCACAAGCAAAAUGUGUUUUUCACACAUGAAUUACCUAAAUUUGAUUGACAAAUAUAACCUGGAUAACCAUUAAAAUUACUAGCUAAAAAAUCUAUUUGCAAUUAAAGUACAGAAUAAAUCAUGUUUACAAAGCAAUGUAAUAAAAUUCUUACAUAGAUAUAACUAAAAGUUAGUUUCCUGAGGGAAAAAUUUAAUAUUUCUUAGAUUUUGAUCAAAUAUGGAAAUGAACAAAUGCAGUUUAAUUACAGCAACAUGUAACAUAGUAAGUACACCAUUAUUUACUGUCCAAAAACUCAUUACAAACUUAAAAAAAAAACACAACAAUGCAAAAUAUAUCUUUAAUUCAACUUUUCUAUUUCUCUUUAGAAGCAAGAAUUUAAAAUUAGUUUUCUGCCUUCUACUUCAGUGAACAUUUGCUGCUUCUUUAAUACCUCACUUUUUGUUGUUUAAAGUUGUUACAGUUAAUAGUUUAUUCUCAGCUCUCAUAAGGUCUAACCAUAGCAUUUCCUUGGAGUUGAAGUCAGACUACACCACUGUAAUGCUACAUAAAUGCAGGUUCUUAACAUAGACCGUAGAAAACAACGGACAAAGUGAGGUGAUGACGUCAACCCUAGAAAAUGCCUUACCUUCGGCUCUUGCGAGAUCGGGCCAAAUCCGUCACCGUGGCUCCCUGAUACAUGCGCCGCCAUUUUGAAACCUGACAACAGUGAUUGUCUGGACUCGGUCUGAGUCACGUUUUUAGAAGAACUACCGUCAUCAAUCAUGAGAGAGCUUGUUCAAAGUCCACACCCCUUAUACUGAAAGCGGCUCGGGAGAAUCGUAUAUCUAAUGAGCUACUGGCACUGGACAUUAAAUAUUUCCUAAAAAAAAUGACAGUUGGAUUUUUGCAACAAAAAAAACAGUAAAGUCAUAAUUAAAAGACUACUGGGAACAAUUUUACAAAAGAAAAAAAUAUGGUUGGAAUAGGACUUUAAAAAUCUGCGUAGCAACGUGUGAACGCCUCCAUGCAUUCUAUGCAUUUACAUAGACUUUUCCUUGCAAGUGGUCGCCUGAACGCUUGUUUCUGAGCGCAGUGUGAACGUAGCAUUAGAGCUGAGGUCAGACUGCAUCACUCCAACAUUUCUGUUUGGCUUUACAUCUGCUUAGGAUUUGCUUACUUGCCUUUCAAUUGUUGCUAUGUGAAGUUUAAACAAAGCUUUAGCUCUGGUGACAGAAAUAUUCUAGUACAUAAAAGAGCUCUUGAUUGGCUAAUUGAUUUAGUCUUUUACCAACAAAACAAGCCCAAAUCAUGAUUCCGCCACCACCUUGCUGUUUAUGAGAAACUUGACUCAGCAAUAGUGCCACUUUGAACAUUAUUUCAUAUCCCAGAAAUUUAGUAAAUCUUGCUCAUCAAGUCUUAUUGCUCUUUUAGGACAUAAUGCUUUCCCUUUAGAGUAAAAAACAUUUCUGAAAUUUCUUUUAAAUGUAGUCUUUUUAUCCCUGUACUUUAAAAUUGGGGUAAUUUCUUUUGAAAAUGUCUACUAUUGGGGAAAAAACUAAAAGCGUUACAAAAUCCUACAUGAAUUGGCAGCACCUGAAUGCAAUCCAGAAUCCAGUAACAGCAGUUUUAGGGUAAACUACUAUUGCCUUCAUGUUUGUUCUCCUUUUUGGCCAACUUUGGGUUUUUAAUCAUAGUUGAAAGGUUGUAAUUGACCAACUUCUGAAAGUUGGUCAAAAAUACCACUUAUUUAUCAAAGCGGUACAAACUCUUGGUCAUGACUACGUGAGCUGUAAUGUUUUAUUUUACACAGCAAAGGCUUUUCAUAUUUUUGUACCAAAAGGGAUUAAUUUGGCGGCUGCACUGCACUGUAUUUAAAGUAGGACUCCUGCGAAUUUGCCUUAACCAUGUUCAGUGGACGAGAAAAUCGGCAACUACUAACCAUGUACAUACUGUAUAUCUAAAGUAGUAUUACUGUAUGUAAAAAAACACUAUUGGAAGUGUGUAUGUUGUCAGAUAAACACACACAAAUUGCACGAUAUGUGAAUACGUAUGCUGUUAUUUUCUCCAGAUUUGGUUUCAUGAAAGACGAAAGGAAAAAUACAGAAAAAAAAACUAAUUUUCUAAGCCCUGGAUGCACAAACCAAAAGCGUUUGUUUCUCUAGUUUUAUUAAGAGAUUGCUUAAAAAUAUAUAUAUCUGCUAGCAGUUUGUAAUUAUACGAAGUUAAAUAAAAGUGAACCAAAUUAUAAGAAAGUAACAGAUACAAACAAACCAGCAUGCCAAGUUAGGCGACAUCAAAUGAAUCACUGUGAAAGUUGAGUGAACGUGUGUAGAUGAUAGCAAAGGCAUGCUAACCUGAGACAAAGUGAAAACGCGAGUCGUGCUGCCCAGCAACCAUAAAAUGUUUCACUCUAUCAUAGAAGAGGAAAAUAAUGUUUUAGCAUCUUUUUAAGCAAAAGUUUAUGUGUAAAAAAGCACCAUAAAAGUCGUGACUGAUAAAAAGUAAAAAUCAAGAACGGAACGGAUAUUUUUUUUUUUGUUGUUGCAUACUUCUACCUCCUUCAUUUCCUCACAUGAGGUUGUUAUAAAAUUAAUUUCAAAUAUCCUUAAUGUCUUUUUUUUAUUAUAUAUAUAUAUAUAAUUGGGAAAACUAGUGAGAGAACCCCCAGUCCUUAUUUGCUACAAUCUGUGAAGCAGCUUUAGGAAGAAAUAGAUUUGAAAUGAAAUGUAAUGACUGUACAGAUGGAUUGAUAUUUUUGUGGUGCAAGAAUGGAAAUUAUACAAAUAGGGUUAUGAUACUACGUCUAUUUUUAUCUAGGUUCAGUUGAUGUUCUAUUUAUUGAAUGUUUUGACCCUGAAUGCGGUGGCUGAAGUGUGUUUUUCUGUCCUACCUCCAGCCCUGUUGUAGGACCAACAGGCUUGUCUAAGCGUCAACAUGUCUGUCUGUCUGUCUGUCUGUCUGAUGCAUGGUUGUAUAUUUUUGUUGUAUGCGUAUUUAUUUAAUAAAGAUGGGUGUUUGGAAAAAUACUGCAGACUUCCAAGAGCAUUUUUUUUUUCCAGAAACGGAUACUUAUAAAAGUUAGAUGAGGUUUUAACAGCAUUUUCUUGCUUUAUAUGUUGACAGUAUAAAAAAAACAUGAUUUGAAAUGUAGUUUUUAAUUAUUCUUGGGAUUCAUUUCAUUUUUCUAUUAAAAUACUUUUUUUUAAUUAUAUUUUUUAGUAGAUGAUCUUCCUAUGUCUUUAUUUCAGAGUGGCUCAGUUUCAGAAGAACCUAUAAACACUUUGACAAACGACGUCCUUCUUAUUUUGCAUUUUUCUUUGAGCAGCUAAUAUGAAAGAAAAACUUCCCAUCACUCUCAGUGAGAAGAUAAAAACAUUAAAAAGUGAUGUGCAUGCAGAAUGUUGAAAUGAAAAUGAAUGCUUUAAUUAAGAAAAUCAUUUGAGUUAUGUUUUUACUUUAGAUAAAAAGUAAUUCUUUCAGCAUUGAAGUAAAUGUUGAAUUUGUAGUUUCAAUUCAAUGCAGACUGUGACAAAGGGAUUCAACAUCAACAAAAGGACAAUAAAAAACUUAAUUGAACUUAAAUAAACUUUGAAAGAAUAAAAAAGUUAUCAUCAAAUGUGUCUGAGAAGAUGCUCGUCAUGUUUACAUUGUUUUAAUGGAGUUUUUGGUCCAGCGGCCAUCUUUCUCGUCUCCUUACGGAUCCAUCAGUGCCAGAUCUUGACUUCACCUGCCCAGUCGCAGGUGGCGGCGGUGGCAGGCAGGACAGGAUGCUGAGCAACACACAGGCAGGGCUUGCUGUGAGCCUGCAGGCUGUGCAGCAGACGAGCGCUGUGGAAGUCGUAGAAGUGGGUGGAGCCAGUGGAGCUGCCCGAGACCAGGAGGGUUCCAUCCUGAGAAAAUUCACAUUGUACAGCAUAUCCCUCCACCUGUAAGAAAGAAAAAAAAUACAAGAGUUUCAACAUGUCGGCAUAGA